Molecule: messenger RNA, 3039 nt
Organism: Leucoraja erinaceus (little skate)
Lineage: Eukaryota; Metazoa; Chordata; Chondrichthyes; Rajiformes; Rajidae
Exons: 7
Coding region: 199-1959 (586 amino acids)
Molecular function (GO): protein binding
Source: RefSeq, a predicted model, not a curated record
UCACAGACCGUGUACAGGCAGGAGCCUUCACACACAGGUGGGCCGUAUGUGGACUGGGAUAAAGGAAAGACCCUCACAAAUGCUGGGGUUUUGCUCACGUCCCUGGUUACUGAAGCCAAGAGUUUCCUGACGUUCACAAUCCACCUUGGAGUUGCCUGUCUCAGCUGUGCUUACGUGAGACCGAGUGGGAUUUACACCAUGUGGCUCCGUUGGAUCCCAGUACUAAUCUCUGCUGUUGCUGGCUGCCUUGCGGUGACGAUGUUACCCAGACCCGUCCAUGUCUUCAUCAAUUCCAGUAACUUCAAUUCCAUUCUUCAAUGGGCGCCACAUGGACCCAGAGACUCCGUGUAUGAUGUUGAGUACCAGAUUUACGGCGAGGCCUGGCUGAAUAAGGCAGAGUGUUACCGCAUCUCCCAACACCGCUGUGAUUUAACCAGGGAAUUUGACCAGGAGACCAACUGGUAUUAUGCUAGAGUGAAGGCGGUGGGGCAGGGUGGCGAGUCCGAAUGGACCAUGUCAGAACGCUUCUGCCCCUUGGACAAGACUGUUAUCGGACCCCCUGAGGUGAGGUUGGGGGUCCGAGCUCGAUCCAUCGACAUCUGGCUGGAACCACCAACAGUUCACGUCAGAGACGCAGCGCGGCGUUCUAUCGAUGACAUCUUCUCCGUCGUUGAAUAUAAGGUUCAGCUCAAUGAAGCUGCCACCAAUAAGAUGGUCUUUGUCGCCCUAAAUGACAACGGAAACUUCACAUUUGAAUCUUUGGAGCCCAGUACUGAAUACUGUGGCACUGCGAAGCUGCUUUUAGAGAGAGAUAUCUUCUUAAAGGAGAGUCAGACUGCAGACUUCUGCAGCGAGACAGCGAGAGAGUGGACACUGAUGAUUGUUCUGCUAGUGACCGCGUCGGUCUUGUUUGGACUGAUGACCACGGGAAUAUUCUGCUGGAUGGUCCAUAGUUAUACAACACUUCACAUAGCGCUGCCACACGCUCUGGAUCUGGACAAGAUCCUGAUGAAGAAACAGUCGUCAUGGAAACAUUCCAUGUCCAAGCCGCAGGAAGUCACCAGCCAGAAGGCCAUGUUCCACUUUGAACAGAACAUUCUCGCGGAGGACACUGGUCUUUUCAAAUAUCACACGGCAGGAAUAUUGAGAGUGGGGGAGCUUGGCUUGGCCACAUUGUUGGGACCCUACGCACCUCAACACCACAGCACGGGCCAGCAGACCAGCGGGCCGUGUGACCUUCAGACUGACCGCUCCUCUGGGCUGGGGGACAAUGGGUGGUCUUCACCGUAUCGCUCCCAGCGUCCGUCAAACACCCAGGCGUCAGGUGAAGACGGUUCACCGACACGAGUGGAAGAUUACAUUCCUGACGCAAACACUGGCGGUUCGACCAACAGGGACAUCCCAUCGACUGCAAUGCAGGUGGACAGAGAAGGUCUUCUUUACAAGGUGGACAGGCGGAUAUUGUCCCAACGUCCUGAGAUGGAGGUGCCGAUACUACACGCAAUGGAAGGAAAACCAAGAUCACUUCUGUCACAAGAUCACAGAGAUGACAAUAAGGAAACUGAUUGUAAGAAGCAACCACUGGAAGUGACUUUGUUGCCUUGGUUGGAAGAGGAGAUCCAAUCCUGCCCCUAUAGGCCUUGUGUGCGGAGGGACACACUGCUGUCAUCGUUAACGGGCGAGGAUGAUGCUUCGAGGGUGCGGGGUCAAGGAUUGGAUGAUGAGGUAUCUAUGACCAAUGUUCCACCAAGUUACGGUUAUUUAUCCAGCCCCUUGUUGGGUGAACCCUCCUGCCUAUCCCAGCUGAUGCCUACCUGGGAUGAUGGAUGCCAGACCCAGCUGCCAAUCUUGCCUUCACCACAUAGAGACUGGCAGCAAGAGGCUUUGCCAACAAACCCUGCAGCUGGAGCGAGCUCACUGCUUGCAGCUUGGGAAAUACAGGUCCAGGUGGAUGAAUAGAUGCUAAACAGGUUUGUGAUUGCCCUGAAUGUGGACGGGUCCAGUCCUGAUGCCCGUGAUUAGUAAACCAUUGGUCAGCAGGAUGGCAACUCCUGAAGGUACACAAAAAAGCUGGAGAAACUCAGCGGGUGCAGCAGCAUCUAUGGAGCGAAGGAAAUAGGCAACGUUUCGGGCCGAAACCCUUCUUUCUGGCAACUCCUGAAGAUACUCAGUGAAUGGAGAAACCACACGUUGGAACUCAUGUUGAAGUUGAACCUUUAGCACCCGUUGUUAUUUCUGUCCAAAAACUGCGGAUCCAGACUUUCCAUCAAGUAUUAAAUUAUUUAUUUCCCUUCUGACAAUGUAAUAAAUGGCUUCACCUUAUCCUGUAUCUAUGCACUGUAAAUGGAUCGAUUGUAAUCAUGUGUUGUCUUUCCGCUGACUGGUUAGCCUGCAACACAAAGCUCUUCACUGUACCUCGAUACACGUGACAAUAAACUCAACUAAACUGAGGAACAAUUCAUAAACAAUUCCUAGCCAUGAAAGCCAACUGGUAAAGAGACUGUGGUCAGCAGAAUCUCUCACUGAAAGGCUGGCGGACAUCACAGGCAAGGAGUGUCGCAGCCACAAUGCUUCUGAUUGACCAGUAACUCUGAUCUCCUUCCCUCACCAUAGAUCCCUCUCAGCAUUUGCCGCAUUCCCGGCUUUAUCUCAGAGUUUCAGCGACUGCUGGUUCUUGCUGGUGGUUCUAUUUAUUUUUAAUCAUCUUGUAAAUCUCCUUCAGCUGCUGUUGUGAAACUGAGUCGGAUUCCUGCUCCGUCACAUUCCAUUCUCAUUGCAGCAAACAAGGCCAUCUGCAUUAGCAAAGGUGAGGUGAUCCAUGGACUCACACAGCUCAGAAACAGGCCCUUCGGCCCAACAUGCUCAUGCUGAGAUGCCCCAUCUACACUAGUCCCACCUGCCCGCGUUUGGCCCAUUUCCCCAUAAACCUGUUCUAUCCAUGUACCUGUCCAAAUGUCGUGUAAAUGUUACUUUAGCCCCUGCCUCAACUACCUCCUCCGGCAGCUCGUUCCAUGCACCCGUCCACCACCCUGUGUGUGA